UUUCCAUCCCACUCCAAACAACCCACCGUGAGCGGCAUGCAGCUCCCAGCAGGAUUCAGGCCGUCCGGACAGCCCGGGGGACAAGGCGGUGGACCAUCGCACGAAGAGCGUGAAGCGGCAGAGGCCAGAGCGAGGCAGCAGGAUGAGAUGAAGAGGACUAUGAUCUUGGCUAUGCUUGAGCCCGCUGCGAGGGAGAGGCUGUCGAGAAUCUCCCUCACCCGACCACAACUGGCCUCACAAGUAGAAACGAUCCUCGUGAAUAUGGGCCAGCAAGGGCAAAUCAGGGGGCAAGUGUCUGAUGAAGCCCUGAAGGGACUUCUGGAGCAGGUUUCCAACCCGCCACCCGCAAAGAACACACCGGCUGUGCCGACCUCGGCCAGAACAAAGACUCUUGGGAAGGGCAUCACUGUGCGUUCUGCUUCGUGCUCGGGAGCUCUCCAUACACCAGUCAAAGUGAUUGAAUUCGGCUGACAGCGAUGGUAGAUCCAGAGGAAGAGGGACGACUCUGACUCUGACGAGUACGAUCUGUAAGGCACAUGUAUAA
Molecule: messenger RNA, 544 nt
Organism: Cryptococcus amylolentus CBS 6039
Lineage: Eukaryota; Fungi; Basidiomycota; Tremellomycetes; Tremellales; Cryptococcaceae
Exons: 3
Coding region: 37-471 (144 amino acids)
Cellular component (GO): nucleus; cytosol
Molecular function (GO): DNA binding
Source: RefSeq, a predicted model, not a curated record